AUGUCCGUUGACACUUUUAACCGUUUCCUUGCAACCACUACGGGUCGUGAAAAGGCCUGUCGUCUCGUUCAAUACUUUGCUCGCUUCUAUGCCUUUUAUCUUUUCCGUAGCGGUGCACCCAAGGAGGCUAUUCAACGUUGGAAUGAUCUCAAGAGCCAUAUCGGUAACGCUCGCAAGUUCUUCCGUCUCUUUAAGCAAGUUGAAUUCGCCACCACUGCUGUCAAGAGCAUGAGCAUCCAAGAUGAAGUUGUGCGUGCUACCAGCGUGCUUAAGCAGGUUGGCAUGUUCUUCUACUAUGGUACCGAAGCUCUCAAUUUGGCCAAUGCUAUCAAGUUUUACAAGUUCUCCAAUAUCAAGGACAUUCAACGUCUUGGUUUCAAAUGCUGGUUGUUUGCAUUGACUAUGUCCAUCAUCACCAGUAUCCACAAGUUGCGUGGAUUGCACGUUCGUGAAGCCAUGCUUAACAAGAACGAGAAGGCUCCCGAAGCCGAUGCUAAGGCUCUUGUCAAGGAAAAGAAGGGACUUCACAAGCAAUUAUUGCAAGAUGUUGUGGAUGCCAUCAUCCCUGUUGCUGGUCUCAACAUUAUCGGUUUCGAUGAAGGCAUCGUUGGUCUUGCUGGUAUGACUACCUCUUGGUUGGCUGUUACCUCCCAAUGGCAAAAGGUUGCUUCCAAGUAA
Messenger RNA from Lichtheimia ornata, 678 nucleotides. RefSeq lists its product as uncharacterized. Lineage: Eukaryota; Fungi; Mucoromycota; Mucoromycetes; Mucorales; Lichtheimiaceae. The transcript has 4 exons. Gene Ontology annotation, biological process: regulation of peroxisome size; peroxisome fission. The record is from RefSeq and is a predicted model, not a curated record. The coding region runs from base 1 to 678 and encodes 225 amino acids. Gene Ontology annotation, cellular component: peroxisomal membrane.